Molecule: messenger RNA, 3551 nt
Organism: Doryrhamphus excisus (bluestripe pipefish)
Lineage: Eukaryota; Metazoa; Chordata; Actinopteri; Syngnathiformes; Syngnathidae
Gene: lrrc8aa
Product: leucine rich repeat containing 8 VRAC subunit Aa
Cellular component (GO): cytoplasm
Molecular function (GO): protein binding
Source: RefSeq, a predicted model, not a curated record
GGAGCGAGCGGACGAAUCAGCGGCAAUCACGCAGCGGUUCGGGAGGCGUGUACGGUCCUGGCUGUCAAACUGGGUCCACCGAACCACUGUCCGCCUGUCCUCGGCACUGAGACAUGUGUCUCUCGCGGGUGGAAGAGGUGAGAGACAACGGCGUCCAUAAAAACGGUAAGCCAUCAUGAUUCCCAUCACGGAGCUCCGGUACUUUGCCGACACACAGCCGGCAUUCCGCAUCCUGAAGCCGUGGUGGGACGUUUUCAACGAUUACAUUUCCAUCGUCAUGCUGAUGAUCGCCGUUUUUGGCGGCACGCUGCAGAUCACGCAGGACAAGAUGAUCUGCCUGCCUUGCAAGAGGGCCGUCAACGACACGUGCGAGGCCUAUCCCGGCUCCAGCACGUCGGAGCCCAAAGGCGUCCAGAACGAGCUGGACCGCCACCAGUACAGCUACAUUGACGCCGUAUGCUACGAGAGCACCCUGCACUGGUUUGCCAAGUACUUCCCCUAUUUAGUGCUGCUCCACACGCUCAUCUUCCUGGCCUGCAGCAACUUCUGGUUCAAGUUCCCCCGCACCAGUUCCAAACUGGAGCACUUUGUGUCCAUCCUUCGAAAGUGCUUCGACUCCCCGUGGACCACCAGGGCUUUGUCUGAGACCGUUGUGGAGGAGAGAGACUCCAAGCCUUUGGGGAAGAUGAACGGCGUGACGGAAAAGAAGACUUCGUGCAUGAGCGAGGACGUUGAGGCGAGUGUGCCCAUGCUCCAGCGGACAAAGUCCAGAAUCGAACAAGGGAUUGUGGAUCGAUCGGAAACGGGGGUUUUGGAUAAAAAGGAAGGGGAGCAGGCUAAGGCUCUUUUUGAGAAGGUGAAGAAGUUCAGGAUCCACGUGGAGGAAGGAGACAUCAUCCACCGUCUUUAUAUACGUCAGACCAUCAUCAAAGUCAUCAUGUUCCUGGUGAUCAUUAGCUACGCCGGCUACUUUGUCUUCUUCAUCCGCUUCAACGUAAUGUGCACGGUGGAGACGGAGAAGCUGACGGGAUUCAGCAGCUUCUACUGCGCUCACCCGUUAGCAACGCUCUUCAAAAUCUUGGCCUCUUUCUACAUCAGCCUGGUGGUGGUCUACGGCGUGAUCUCCAUGUACACGCUGUGCUGGAUGCUCAGACGCUCCCUCAAGCGCUACUCCUUUGAGUCCAUCCGUGAGGAGAGCAGCUACAGCGACAUCCCCGACCUGAAGAACGACUUUGCCUUCAUGCUGCACAUGAUAGACCAGUACGACCCGCUGUAUUCCAAACGCUUCGCCGUGUUCCUGUCGGAGGUGAGCGAGAACAAGCUGAGGCAGCUCAACCUCAACAACGAGUGGACUCUGGAGAAGCUCAGGCAGCACAUCUCCAAGAACCCCCAGGAGAAGCUGGAGCUUCACCUGUGCAUGCUGAGCGGCGUCCCCGAGACCGUCUUUGACCUGGUGGAGCUGGAGGGGCUCAAGCUGGAGUUCAUCCCCGACGUCACCAUCCCGCCCAUCAUCGCCAAGCUCUCCAACCUGCGAGAGCUUUGGCUCUAUCACACGCCGGCUAAAAUCGAGUCUGCCGCCCUGGCUUUCCUGAGGGAGAAGCUCAAGGCUCUCCACAUCAAGUUCACCGACAUUAAGGAGAUUCCACUGUGGAUCUACAGCCUCAAGAACCUCAGUGAGCUCUAUCUCACUGGCAACCUGAGCGCAGACAACAACCGCUACAUCGUCCUCGAUGGACUGCAGGAGCUCAAACGUCUCAAAGUUCUCCGCUUGAAGAGCAACCUGUAUAAGCUGCCGCAGGUCGUGACCGACCUGAGUGCGCACCUGCUCAAGCUGUCCAUCAACAACGAGGGCACCAAGCUGAUGGUGCUCAACAGCCUGAAGAAGAUGGUCAACCUGAGUGAGCUGGAGCUGGUGCGCUGCGACCUGGAGCGCAUCCCGCACUCCAUCUUCAGCCUGCACAACCUGCAGGAGAUCAACCUGAAGGACAACAACCUGAAGACCAUCGAGGAGAUCAUCAGCUUCCAGCACCUGCGCCGCCUGGUGUGCCUGAAGCUCUGGUACAACCAGAUCGCCUACAUCCCCAUUCAGAUCGGCACCCUCAACAACCUGGAGAGGCUGUAUCUCAACAGGAACAAGAUUGAGAAGCUGCCCAGCCAGCUCUUCUUCUGCCACAAGCUGCGUUUCUUGGACCUGAGCCACAACAACCUGACCGUCAUCCCGGCCGACGUGGGCUUACUCCAGAACCUGCAGUACUUUGCCGUGACAGCAAACAGAAUAGAGACGCUGCCCAUGGAGCUGUUCCAAUGCAAGAAGCUGCGCACGCUCCUCCUGGGCAACAACUGCCUGGAGACGAUGCCAUCGCGGGUGGGCGAGCUCAGCGGGCUGACCCAGCUGGAGCUGCGUGGGAACAACCUGGAGUGUCUCCCGGUGGAGCUGGCGGACUGCCGGCUGCUGGAGAGGAGCGGCCUGGUGGUGGAGGAAAAACUCUUCAACACGCUGCCGCCCGAGGUGAAGGAGCAGCUCCUGGGGGGAGACAAGGAAAGCGUGAAGAUUUCCUAACAAGAUGAGCGCUGCCGCUGUCUGUAUAGUAUGCGACCUUGGCUGGAAGGUCUGGACACCCCUGUGCAAAAGGAAUAUCAGCUACAACUGACUCACUUUCACUGGCGUGCCACCCGGGCUCAUUGCCAAGCCCACUGCUUUGUGUCUUUUAAUACAUACAUUUUGUGUGCAUGAAACACCUCACUGCUAUGAUGUCAGUGGGCUGAAAGACGGAUCUCUGUAAAAGCUGUGGGUUUGAUGAACGCUCCAUACAAAUGAGAUGUUUACAUGUUAGCACUAGCGCCACAUUGAACACAUUGCUGCAGCGCUCGGUUCAACUUUGCCACAGCAAAAAGAAGCAGUCGGGGAAGCGACUAUAAGAUAAGUGAUUUGCCUUUGCAGCCUUGUCAGGCGGAGCAUGCUGCUAACAUGGCCUUAACUUUACUACUGAGUAUUAUUAGCUGCACAGACGUCGUGUUGCUACGGGCUGCGUUAUUGUCACCAGUCUUGAUGUUUACUAUUUUAUGAUGUGUAAACAUUUCCUAGGUAAGAGUACACAGUGGUGUUUUUGUGCAACUUGUGCUCAUUGAAAAUGACAUUGCAUAUACUAUGUUCAAUGCAGUCAAUUGUAAAAAGAAGUGAACCACAGCCCAAACAUUUAAUUUGACCUUCAUGGCGUUUGAAUGUGGAGGUUUCACUGCGGUGGUGUGACCAUGAGUCACGCUCUGCUCUUCCUGCUGCUCGUCGGCCCUGACUGAAACAUGCGAAGGUCUGAUCUCACGGCCGCUAACAGGAAGCGAACAACUCGUUAAAACAGCCGAGUGUGCAAUAGUGCCAAAGUGCCGCCACCGCUUUGACUUUACAAGCUUCACCCCUCAGUGCAGGGAAGCCAUACUGAAUCUUUAUGGAAUGUACAGGCUUAAAGAAUGAAUGCCAAGUUGACUGAACUUUCAUCUCUUUACGUCCUUAUUGCACUUUUGUAUCGUCGCGAUAAUAAAACUGAACACACACA